UGACCGUCUGCCUGGUUAAAAUCUGGCACCCUCCGUGGGGUGGGGACAGUAGUCUGUAGUGUUGAGGUUAACACGUCCGGUGAGAAACACUGCUUUACUAUCAGAAGUUCAGCCGGGUGUCACCUAUAUAGGCUGUGCAGAGUGCACUGUCUAUGUCAAGUUAUAUCAUAGUCUCAUAAGUGUAAAGCAAAACUGUGUGUUUAAUUUAAGAGGUUAUAAAGAAACAUGGAAAAGUCUAAACCAAAGUCGUUUAGCAUCGACGCUUUGCUGGCACGUGGCAAAGAAUCUGCUAAAGAAGGUGAAAACAAACGGCCAAAGAACUUAAAGGUGGUAAAUUCUGCUCCGGUGCGGAUGUCAUCUCCUCAUUCUUCCCGACCUUCCUCCGUGGACUCUCUGCCCGUGUACACCUCAGAUGACGGUGCUCUAUCCCCAAGCCUGUCCCCUCACGGUGGAGGGGAGCCUCGGGUCAGCAUGCCCAGCUUCGUGCCCCGCCCUGGGAUGCUGCACCCCAGCCACCCCCUGCAGCACCACGGACACAGUAACAUACCUGCGGCUUUUCACAGUAUUUUGGCAGUUCACCCGUUUUACUCUCUGAAUAACGGACAGUACCACGGCCAACCCAGUCCGUUACCCAUGCUAGCGGGUAGCGCCUUCCACCCCCCUAGCGAGCAGGCGCUGAAAAUGUUACAACCCCACCAAUCCGCAUCCCUGGAGUGGUGGGCAAGACAGGGCAUCCUUAAUCAGAGGGUCGUGGAAUAUGCAGGUCAGGCGCAGGCGAACAUGCUGGGUAAAUCACGACGUCCACGAACCGCCUUCACAAGCCAGCAGCUUCUGGAGUUAGAACGCCAGUUUAAACUUAACAAAUACCUGUCCAGGCCUAAAAGGUUCGAGGUGGCCACAUCCCUCAUGUUAACCGAAACACAGGUGAAAAUUUGGUUUCAAAACAGAAGGAUGAAAUGGAAGAGAAGUAAAAAAGCCAUAAUGGAAGCGAAAUCAAAACCGUCGCAGGAGAAAACCAAGGGAGAUAAACUAAAAGAGCAUGUAAUUACCCCUGUUAAGGUCGAAAAAAGUCCGGGAACAGAAGCGGAAGUACCCACGGCAAAAGCGGAGGAAGCCGAAGUAGUUAAAGGCGGUGUUGACGAUAACGAUGUGGACUUUGACACAGAUAACUCAGACUGUGACGAUUUGAUUGACGUCAGCUAUUCCGAUGACGUGACAAGACCAGAAGGUCACGUGUUGUCAGCGUCACAAAUAUCUGAAAAUUUGCACAUUCAAAACAGACUUCAACCAGCACAGGCAUAGUGUUGUCAGCGGCCCCUGCUGACUUUAGGUUGCUGAAAAAACAUUUACUAUUAUUUAUUCUGACAGGAGCAGUAUGACUUGAAUGUCGAUGGACAUUUCUUAUUAUGAACUUCCGGAAGCCUCUGGAAAGACAAUAAUAACUGAAAACGAUAUUUCACUAAUCUUAAUUUGCAUAAACAGUGCUUUGUGACAUUAUUAACAGGUUAGCCCAUGUAACUGGAUUGUGUACAUUUCUACCACAUUGUAUAUAUAGAGUAUAAAAGUGUAGAAAAAUUCUUAGUGUCAUCUGUGACUGAAAUGUUGAGAUUAAAACUUUGCAA
Molecule: messenger RNA, 1622 nt
Organism: Liolophura sinensis
Lineage: Eukaryota; Metazoa; Mollusca; Polyplacophora; Chitonida; Chitonidae
Product: motor neuron and pancreas homeobox 1-like
Exons: 3
Coding region: 226-1302 (358 amino acids)
Biological process (GO): central nervous system development; regulation of DNA-templated transcription; neuron projection morphogenesis
Cellular component (GO): nucleus
Molecular function (GO): DNA-binding transcription factor activity, RNA polymerase II-specific; sequence-specific double-stranded DNA binding
Source: RefSeq, a predicted model, not a curated record